AAAAAUAACCUAUCACUUGACUUGUGUUUGACUUGUACACAGUAUUGCCAAUAAACAUGAAUCAUACAGAAAGAAAUAUAACUAAGUAAACAAUUAAUCCGAUAAUUGAUAAUUAUGUAUAUUUAAUAUCAUAAUUGUGGAUAUUAUAAAUUAUUACGAGUUAUUAACAUUAUUUUUCCCUAUAUCUACUAACAGUGUUGUAUGUCAAAAAUUGACAUGAAUUGCUAACUUCAUUGUAUUGUUAAGUUGUAGUGUGUAGUGUAGACAUUUUUAUUUAUUUUCGAUUAUUUUGAUGUUUGUUGUAAAUCGGAAUAUUAUACGAAUUGUUUUGUUUCACAUUACUGUACACAAACAAUAUCCGGCUUUGGGGUUCCAGCAAUGUUGAAGUGGGGACGUUCCGAUGUCUCGACGUCUUCCAUCUUCACAACGUCGCGUUCCGUCUCUAGAUAACAAUCCCUAUCAAGCUACAUCUCCCGCUUCUUCAAACAAUCCCCAACCUCAAAAAUCAUCCUACUAUUAUCCCCACCACCAUCAUCCUCAUUAUCAUAAUCAUGGCGACCAGUAUCAGAAACAGUGCCGUAACAGUUACCGAAAAUCACCCCAAGCUACCGCCGAUAUCGUUUACAGUGACGAGACUACCGAUACCUACGAUUAUUAUUAUCAACAAACUGGGUUCCAGCAUAGUCCUUUGAGGGAAUCCAGAAAUACGGAUGUUACUUUCUCCGACGAUAGCGGAUCUACACGGUUGCCAUAUUUCGAAUUCGACGAUGAUUCAAAUAAAAGAUAUUCGCGAACUACGAUUUCAGAUAGGAGCUUUAAAAGACCAAAAAAUUCUCCUGAUAGAAGACAAAAUCACACACUCAAUCUCAAGGAUUUAAGAAAAGUUUAUCCCAACCCAGAAAACAACUUUGACCAGUUGUAUCAAGAAGUACCGAGUCCAUCCGAUAAUGUACCUGUAAAUAAUCUACCUAGAAGAAUAUCUACAAGAGCAUCUGAUAGACCCCAAAGUUCUUUAAGUUCAGGUGUAGCUAGUGCGGUAGUUCACGGUUGUGGUGGCAGAUGUCAAACGUUCGAAAACGUUUGUUAUUUUUUCCUACAAUUAAUGUUCACCAUGGGCAUUUUGAUAGGAAUUUCAUUGUACAUAGCUGGAAUGGUUUUAAGAAAAUCCGCUGCUCGAAAUUUACAAGUCCUAAUGUACAUAGGGAUACUUUUGAGCGUCGUUAGUGGAUUAUUACUGGCGAUUCAGUAUGAUGCUAGAAAAACAGCUAGGAAUAGAAAAAAGGCUAUCCAGAUGGCAAAAAGGGCUCCCAUACAAAUGGAAAAUUUACAUUUAAGAACUAACCCCUUACAUAAUCAACCACAUAUCGGUUGGAACGUUCCCAAUCAAAGGAAUAGCAAUUUUCCUCAAGUCCACGUCAGUGUAAAUCGUCCUUUACCAAUGCGACCUACGGAAAGAGAUUCUCCAACUGUUAUCGAACAACCGGGAAUACCUUGGUGGAGACGAAAAGAUCUUAAUACUCACUAGCUUGAUUAGUUUGUAAAAGUUGUACAGACAAACUGUAAUAUAAGACUGAUUUAGAAAAAUAUUGUAAAUUACAUAAUAUUUAGUUCAUUCUGAAUUUUAAAUCAUUUUAUCGGUUGAUUCCAUCAUUAAAACAACUUUCAAGUCAUUACCUUUAAUGUUUAACAACUUUUUUGCAUAUAUGAAUAAUAAAUUUCACAAUUAACUUGUCAUUUAUUGGUAGUACUUCUGAAAGUAUAUACAAGUUUAAGGGUGAGAUUUUUUAUAUGAGUCACCCUCAAUUUAAACUUGUUCAAAGUAGUCCUUAGUCCAAUUUUAAUUUCUUUUUAAUACUGUAACACAAAAGAAUGAAUUAACUAUUACAGGCCAAAUGUAAAUACAUGUCUUAACCCCUACCUCAGUGACAAUUAUAGUUGGAAACUGAAAUUAAAAUACAUAUCGUAUCAUAAAACUUUUUAUUUCAAAUUUACACCACCGUCACUAUCAACUGUGAUGAUAUUAAUUGUGUUAUACCGAAAUCGACCACUGAGAUUAAGGGUAAUUGAAUAAACUACUGCUUAUGGUUGUGGCGACAAAAAAAAACCGUAAAAAUUGUUUUUGAAAAAGUUCAAUUUGUUGCUGGAAUGUAAAACUUUUUGUUCAUUACUUGAACUCAAUACUAUUGGAAGUGAAUCAGCACCGAGUCAGCUCGAUUUCCUAAUUUUUGUCUUUAAAUGUUGCUUUCAACACCUUCAGAAUAUACGUUUCGUUUCAAAUUUCGCCAAAAAUUCAAUUGGCUUCACCUGAAGCACAUUAGGAACAUUCCUAGACUUCUCAAUAAACGGACUAAACAACUCAAAAGCUCCAACAACGUCAUUUGUUUAAUAAGAAGUUGCCAUAUGUGGCAAACUCACAAAAUAUCCUUUAAGAUGCUUUUUCUUUAUAAAUUGCAUUUAUCUAGAUCCAACAAAGUUAAGCUGAAGAACGACUACUAGUAUAUAUCGCCAACCAUACCAACACUUUCUGGAAGUGUUGGUGAUAUUCAUACACCGUCUGGUGUAAUUGUGAGUGUUGGUUAGGUGUGUUCAGUACUUUCAAGUUGAACUUUUUCUGAAUUUUAAAAUACACUUAUGAAUUUACUUCAUCGCCGAAUUCACCAUUCCACUUCCGUUAUAUAUGUAUAAAGUAUGACCCGUUGUCCCUGAGACUUCUAAGUUUUGAUUUUUGUUUCUUUUGGUGCUUCUCAGAAUACCUAGGUGCACAUUUUCUUGAUUUUUGAACCACAUUCUGUUUGUUAAGAAUUUUGCUUACAAUUUUCUUAUCUAUUUUGAAUUUUCUGCCCAAUUUUUGCAAACUGAUUUCCAGUUUUUUUGCUUUUCUGCCUGAUCCUGACUAUUCCUUUAUUACAGAUUAAUUAACCGUAAAUGAUUAGUUCGGAUCAUGAUUUUGUUCAUAAAACUUGACAAUAUUUUCCGUCGUUCGUUUUCUUUUAGAUUUUCCAUACUUGAAACUAAGUAACAAUUUUUAUACAUGGUGCAUUUGACAACUGCACAAUUAUGAGAAACAAUAACAUUCUCAGUACAAAUUUUUUGUCCAAAACUAGCAUAUUAUUGACGUUUUAGAAAAAUUUGAACUAAUAACAGGCUGUGAUAUAAAAUUGACGUGCUACAGACAUCUUGAUAUGAACCAAUUUCUAGGAGGGUAUAUACAUUACCAAAAAUUUACCGAUAUGUGACAAUAUUAGAUUACAGAUACAACUAGCUAAAAGUUACGGAAUUAAUUUUAUUUUAAUUAUUUGAAUCGACAACUUUUUUUUGUUGGUUUCUGUGAAAAUAAAUUGUAUUUUGAUUUCAAUUUUCAAAGCACUACAUUUUAGUUGAUAAACAAAAAAAUAUUUGUCUAGUCUAGUUCCGUUUCAUGUAAAGUGCCACAUGACAUUGUGUUCCACUUAAACCUUACUAAACAAAUUCGUUUAAUUUAUUAUUAUUAUAAAUAAAAAAUGUGGAUUUUUGUAAUCCAUGUAAAAAUUUGGAAAAUAUUUGUGCCAGAAAAUCUGUUAAUACACAAGGCAUAUUUUUUGACAACGUUUACCAGUGAAAAGUUACUAAUGUCAUAUUUUUAUUUUAGUCGAAGAUACGAUAAAAAAUAUCUACCUCUCUCUAUUAUUCAAUGUUGUAUGUACAGAUUGGAUUUUGUUAAAUAGCAAAACUGUCAUUUUAGUGGCUAUUUUUAUAGUAAGCUCUGAAUUAAGACUCAAAUUUGUAUUCUGUUCUUAAUACAACAAAUUAUUUUAAAAAAAAUAAAGUAAGAAUUAUUUCAUGAUGCUAUCUUUAUAUUGGAUCGUUCAGGGCGUCCUUUUAGCUUUCCAGCUGUUCUGCACUUAUCCUUAUAAAAAUAAUUUGUACCUAACUCUAUAUCUCAUUGUUCUGCCUCUAUAAUACGUAGACUUUUCCAAAAAUAGUAUUUUUCUUGGAGGUUUUGAACGAUUUAUCACUAGGCUCUACUCCUUCGAGGUACUUAAACCUUUUGCUGAAAUUGCUAGGCCGUUCAAAGAGUUGAUGCUCUUAUGGUGCCAGAAGACCGGUAGUUUAAUCUUUUAACGCCUGGUUUCUUUUCUUCUAAGACUUCUAAAUUGAUAUUAUUAUGAAUCUUUUAGUUUGAGUUAGGCUUGGAGUGUUCUCUUUCUGUUCCUUUACCCAUCUGUUCUUUUUAUAGAUGUGACAUCUCAUGCGGCUACAGUAGGUCUCUGGUCCAAAAUAUGGCAUCGUUAUCCCUCAUUUAUCAAAACUGUCUGCUUCCUCAUAACCUGAUACACCCUGGAAGCUACAUUAGGGUUGCUUUGUUCCUGGUAGCUUUUAGAAUUUGCAACCAACACAAGUAAUCGAAAUUAUUUAUUUUAGUAUGUAACAAAAUUGAUUCACUUAAACUUUUUAUUCGUACUUUUAGCUUCUCUAAAUUUUCUGGUUUGAAAUUUAAAAUCAUUCCGGGCAUUAGUAUGUACAAAGGGAAUAAACUUUUAGUUUUAGGACUUCAAGGAUACUAUAUAUUUAUGAAUUAAUAACAAAGCAAGGAAAUUAAUUUGAAUAAUUUAUUUAAAUAUGCUUAUUUGUAUAAAUAAACAUUUAUUUAAAUGAUAGAUGAGGGUAUAUAUUUAUUAAACUAUUACUAUAAAAUGAGAAUCAUAAAUGAUUUUAUAAAAA
Diorhabda carinulata is the source of this 4701-nucleotide messenger RNA. RefSeq lists its product as uncharacterized. Bases 401 to 1525 code for a protein of 374 amino acids. The transcript is spliced from 7 exons. NCBI's taxonomy places the organism in Eukaryota, Metazoa, Arthropoda, Insecta, Coleoptera, Chrysomelidae. The record is from RefSeq and is a predicted model, not a curated record.